UCGCAUCAGCCUCCACGUGCGCAUCCAUCCAAUCCACGGUUCCGCACCGCAUUUUUGUCCAUGCCUGACCUGAGCGUCGCCUUCCCUUCCCUUCCUUCCUCUCUCCCUAGGCAACCGAGUGAACGAACAUGGCGGCGUCCAGCAACGCAGAACAAUCACCAGAACUCUCGAGGCCGUUAAAGAUCCCAAAAACCGAGGUGCCAUCCCCUGAGUCGGAGGAUUUGAGCGACCAGUAUCACUCCGGUCCCUCCACACCCAACCGCUUCUCGCCGUUGAACGUGGGCUCCGCGGGCUCCGCGGGCUCCGUUGCCCGGACGGCAUCGGCGGCGGCGGCGGCGGGCUCAUCCUCCAACAACUACACUGCUUGUCGGGGUAUGUCGUGGACCCCUUCGGAAACAAACGCCCUCAUCGCCGUGUGGGGGAACGAGAGGCUCACGGAGGCCAAGAUGCAGCAGUUGGAAGUGGCGGGCACCAUGUUUACCGCUAAGGCCCCCGGCCCUGCCAUGUACGAGCGGGUGUCCAGAGCCUUGUCGGACUUGGGCUACGAGAGGACCCCGUCUCAGUGCCGGGAGAGGAUGAAGACACUUCGGCGUUGCUACAGCCGUGUGAAGGAGCAUGGCAUCGGCAAGAGGAAGAGCAGCUAUACCAUAGAGCAACUGGAGAAGGUGUUUGGUCAGGGAGGCUGGGAUUCCCAAAGCUGUGCUCCGGUGCUGAUCAACAGCAGUGGACUUUACCAGGAGAUGGAAUCGGACGGCAGCACCUUGGAAGACUUCUCACAGGAGGACUGGUGCAACCAGGUGCUUGAUUCGGCUUUCCAGGAGGGAGACGUGGACGCCGCCGAAGAAAUACAUAUGCCGAAAAGCAGAGUUCUUCAGAUUCAAGCGGAGCUGUCGGAGCAAAUCCAAAAAAAGGACACAAUGCAGACGCUGAUACGUAUCCUGGAAUCGGUGCAGCUCAAAUGGGAGCACUUUCAAACUUGGACCGAGUUUUCCCGCCUGCACCUCUCAAACAAGCUAGCCAUCUUCGGCGUCGGUUACGACACUCGCUGGCGAGAAGACGUGCGUUACCAUUAUGCCGAGAUAAGUUCGCAGGUACCGCUGGGAAAGCGGCUUCGUGAAUACUUCAAUCCAGAGAAGCCUGAGGGCAAAACCGUCAUGACCAAAGUUCAAAAGAUGAACUGGAAGAAUGUCUACUACAAAUUCCUGGACAUUACCAUCAGCGAAGCGCGCUGCUUAGAGCUGCACAUGGAGGUGGAUUGGCUUCUAGUGUCCUUGUCAAGGGAAGCAGGGUGCAGCAUGUCCACAUCUCACUACCUCCUCCCCGGGGACCUCCCCAAGACGUACGGACUCUACGCUAUCGGUUACGAGGCGGCGGCGGCAUCGGGUCGGACCUCUCCCCAAAGUGAGAUUCACAACUGUAGCUUACCUCAAUGUGAGUCCGAGAACUGUCAGACUGAUGGAGCAGGGAAUAGUGACAGCACUGGGCCUAAAGUCACUUACUGCUACCUUGGCAUUGCUGAAGCUAGGACCAUUCAACAGUGUCUCUUACAGAAUUUUCAGAUUCCUGCCAAAAAAUACUUCCAAAGUGAGGGCUCCUUGCUGACUCAUUUUCUUCAAGAGAACUGUCGCAACUGUGUCUUAAAUGAGCCUGGCUCUUUAGCAAUUUACAUUAAAUUCAUAGAGGUGGAUCUGGACUUCCUCUCUGCAGGUUCCUUAGUGGAGUGCCUGGAAACUGCACUUGGUUAUUCUUUGAAGUACAACAACAAUGAAGCAUUUUAUGCCCAACCAAGCUAAGGUGACCAGUUACCUAGAGACUAAAAUGACAUAUCCACAAAAUGGUUACAUCAUGUCUGUGGAAAUGGGAACAUUUCAAAAGCUGUCACUCUUAUUUAUUUGUCCAAAUGAAUGCAUCGGUCUACCUCAGUAGAAUUAGUAGUGAUGUAACAAGGGGACCAUAAGAGAUAUCAUAUCAGAUUACUAGUGCUCAAACUACAGACUAAUGAACUGCGGGGCCUUAAUUCAAAUGAUAUACUAUGUGUCACGAUUUGAAACUCGAAUGAAGUCAAGAACUUUCAGCCCUCACUUCAUAGGGGUGUCUGAUAUCCCACCCACAUUGCAAAAACAGCUUCAUUGAGUACUUUUACUUCCCCAUGGGUUGACCCGGAACUGAAGAAGCACUAGAAAAUUGAUGGAUGUAAUGCAAAGUACAACCACAAGUAUACAUGUUCUUGUGGUUUGGGGAAGAGAGAGAGAGAGAGAGAAAAAAAAGGGUUUCAGACAGGCUGACGACAAAAUGCGAAACCGUGGGCCUUUCUGAGAAUAAUUUCAGAGUUUAUGUGCAAUGUGCCAGUCAAGGACUGUCCAGAGUUGAUUCAAAGAAAAUGGGAAAAAAGAUUGAAAGCGAUAUUCUCUUUUGAUUAGCAAUCAAAUUAAUGUACUGUAUAUUCAGUAUAGAUAUAAAAUAUACCUUAUAUUGACAUUAACUUAUCUAAAUAAAUAUCUAUCUAUAUAUACAGUAUAUAUGUGCAAUCCAGCUAUUGAAAAUGUUUAUCUGUUUUGGUCUGCAAUACCAGUCAACGGUGUUUUCUAUUUUAUUGGCUGACGCCUUGUUCUUGAUUGUUGUCAUGUGGAGGUCACUGUCAUUGUUAAAAACAAUAAAUGGGGCACUGACUUUUGAUUUGCUACA
Syngnathus acus (greater pipefish) is the source of this 2685-nucleotide messenger RNA. It is a transcript of the gene msantd2, whose product is annotated as myb/SANT-like DNA-binding domain-containing protein 2. The transcript has 5 exons. The record is from RefSeq and is a predicted model, not a curated record. Lineage: Eukaryota; Metazoa; Chordata; Actinopteri; Syngnathiformes; Syngnathidae. The coding region runs from base 129 to 1793 and encodes 554 amino acids.